AUGUUCCUCAUGAACGUACCUCCUGUGGUUGCUCUCCAGUCAAAAUGGGAGGCCUUCGGCCCCUCGGGAAGCUGUAGGUUUCCCGGGUGCUUCUCAGAGGACACGGAGGGGGUGGCGAGGGCAGCGGUCAGCACCAAAGUGCAGAUGGUCAUCAGCACGCUACGGAAAGACGGGGCCACCUUGGGCAUGAGCGAUGAGCACGCUGCACACAGAAGCCACCGCGGGGAGCCAUACCGCAAUGCCAGGCUCACUGGCAACCCGGCCGUGCCCACCACCUGCACGCUCGCCACUGACUUCAACUCCAGGGAGCAGGGGGCGGCGGUGGACUUUGGCCCCCUGGUGCUAGAUUCAGACAGCGAUGACUCCGUGGACCGCGACAUCGAAGAAGCCAUUCAGGAGUACCUCAAGGCCAAGAGCGGCAGUGUCCAGCCUGUGUCGGGCGGGGCCCGGCCUACAGUGGCUGCAGAAACAAGCAGCCAAUGCAAGCUGGACCCACUCCACAGCAAUGCCACUACCGCCCUGUGUCCCACAGCCAAACCUGGGGCCGUUCCCACAGUGGCAGGAGGUGUCUCUGGUAGCCCCCCAGGGGCUGGCGACAACCGGGGUCCUCCCUCCCCGGUGAGUGUGAGCAGUGACGACUCUUUUGAGCAGAGCAUACGGGCAGAGAUAGAACAGUUUCUGAAUGAAAAGAAGCAACAUAAGAUUCCAAAGGGUAACGUUCCUGUGGUGAAAAAGCCAGAACCAGGUGAGGUCCCAGCAAGGCCGCUGUGUCGUUCCAGCAAAGAGCCACUCGUGAGGGCGCAUCGCCAGGAUGCGCUGGGCGCAGGCAAAGAGUUUGUCUUCCGCAAACAGAAGCCGGCAGUGCAGCCUCGGGGCCCCAAGGGUAAAGUCACUGCGGAGGCCGAAGCCGGCCCCAAGGUUGCCGCUUGCCGCCCUCUGGACACAACUCAGAACAAAGGAGGCACUAAGCGGAGCGCUGGUGCCGGCAAGAGGGGGAAGCGGGCCAAGAGCGCCGCCCUGGUGCCCACAGCCUCGGACUCCAGCAGCGAUGAUGGCAUCGAGGAAGCCAUUCAGCAGUACCAGCUGGAGAAAAGCCGCAAGGAGACCAGUGGGGAUACGCCUCUGAGAGCUCCGCCCAGAGAUGAGAAGGGGCCAGCCCCACCUGCCAACAGCACAUGCGCCUCUACCAAACCCGUCCUGUCGGAAACCUUGCGGAAAACUCCGAGCAGGAAGAAGCCAGCAACCACCAAGGCCGCGGAGGUCAGCCCGGUUGCCCUCGACUCCAGCAGGCCCCCGAAGGGAACCAAAACUACUCCGCCAACAGGAUGUACGGCCACCAAGGGCGAGCACGUAGAUCAGACCCCUUGCCGGGCAGACACGUCAGCAGAGCUGAUGUGCGCCGAGGCCAUCCUGGACAUUUCCAAAACCAUCCUUCCAGUCCCACGCACAAGCUCGCUUUUGUACACCCCUGGUGGGCCUUCCCGCUCCGACGGCGAUGGCAGCUCUGUGGACAGUGACGACAGCAUCGAGCAGGAGAUUCGAACAUUCUUGGCCCUUAAGGCGCAGUCGGGGAGCUUGCUGGCCCGAGCCGAGAGCUGCCCGCCGCCCGCCUGGAGCCCACGGUCAUCACCUGGACCCAAUGGCCCGGUCAGUGGCCCCAAGGCCCUGCUCUCAAAGCCACAGGAUGCGCCCCUGAACUGCAAAAGGAAACGUCGUGGAGGCGCCAGCACGUCUGCCAAACCAUUGGUGCUGAAGAGGAGUAAGGAAGUGAUGAAGGACUCCCCGGAAGCUGAGCACACCCUCGAUGGGCGGGAUGUGCCGAGCCCAGGGAAAGCCAGCGAGGCCCCAGCCAGGGAGGUGGCCUCGGAGACUGGGAACCAGCCUCUCCCAUCCAAGACAGCCGAGCUUGAACUCAUCAACCCAGACGUGAGAGGCGGCACGUGGCUUGGCUACAGCCAGGCAAAUGAGGCAAGGGGUGUGGAGGAGAAGGGAAGCUCCGAAGACCACGACAAGAGCAGCUCUCUGGACAGUGACGAGGACCUGGACACAGCCAUCAAAGACCUGCUCAGGUCCAAGCGCAGGUUCAAGCGGAGGAGCAGGGAGCCUCGAGUGCCAGCAGGCAAGAAGCGAGUGCGCUUCAGCACCACCGAGACGCAGUGUCUGGAGACGCUGGGUGACCGCCAGAAACACUGGACAGACAGGAGCCCUUGUUUGCUGAAAAGCUGUCUCUUAAAGCCCAAAAAGGACAGCCGGGAGGCCACGACCAGGAGACUCGGCUGUGUGGCAGAGAUGGCCCCGGUGGACAGCUGCGGGGACGUGCCCGCUGCAUUCGAGCCUAGGAACCAAGUCCCAGAGGGCAGUCUAUUCUCGAACACGAGGGAGGUCCAGAAGAAGGAAACGGAGGUCUCUGUGUCUGAUGACAGCAGCUCCGUGGACAGCGAUGACAGCAUCGAGCUGGAGAUCCGCAAGUUUCUGGCUGAGAAGGCCAAAGAGUCUGUGAACUGCGUAGGCAGUCACGCCAGCGGCCCCCUCACUCUCGGGCCAGAGGGUCUUCCCAGGCCAGAGACCCUGGGCAGAAAGGAGCUGGCACCAGCCCUGUGCACAUGGAGCCAGCGGAGCCGAGAGGCCACCCUGCUGGCCGAGGAGCCAAAGAGUGCAGAGAGAGCCACUGGAGCGCCGAGCUCUGCCAGGUUCUUUAGCCAGGGUGCCAAAGGUCUCCCCACUGCCCCGGGCAGGUGUGAGCCGGCACCACCCAAGAGCGCCAGUGUGACUUUCUCAGCCAAAGGGUCCCCUGCAGGCAGAAGAACCGCUUCUACCAGCAGAGAUGUGAAUCCCAGAGGGACUGAGCCCGAAGCAGCGGAAAGGGCUUUCGGGCAGCUGCCCAGUGGUGCCAAAGCCAGCCUGGAGGCAGAGAGCACUAGUGCCUUCCAGAUGAACCACCAGAGCCUCAGCUCACUGACUCCGGGCCCUGGGGAGGACAGGGAGAACCGCGUACUCCUCUGUGGCCGGCCUCAGGCCGCACUCGUCAGCCCGUGGACUGACUUCACCCAGCAGGGCAGGCCCCAGAGCCCAUGGCCGCUGCACCCAGCUGCAGCCUGGAAAGGGGGCCUGGGAGCCGAGAGGGACUGCGGCACAGAGGGGCCCACCAAGUGCUCACCUGGCCCGGCGCUGGACCCCAAGAAGAGCCUGCCCUUUGCCGGCUUUUCCCCACUGCUGUCCACUCAGCUGUUCCAUUUUGGGAAGAGCGUUUCCUGGGGCAGCAAGCAGGCUAGCCUGUUCAGCUCUCACCUGGGCCUGCCGCUGCAGGGACCCUCCUUCUCCACUUUCCGGGGGGUCCCACUGGGCCCCAGCCCCAUGUUCGGAAGCUCCCACCUGCUGGUGAAGAAGGAAGGUGGGCAGUGGUUGAGCAGGAAGACCCCGGACAGAAGGACCUCAGGGUCAGAAGAGAACAUUCUAGACCUGAGGUAUAGGCGCAGGCCCAUGCAGAGAGAUGAGGAUGAUCAGGAGAUGCUGGGCAGCGACGUCAGUGAGCUCAGCGACACCUCCGUGGAGGACGGUGCUGGCGGUGGGGUGAAAGGCAGCAUUCUCCAGCUGUGA
Molecule: messenger RNA, 3597 nt
Organism: Chrysochloris asiatica (Cape golden mole)
Lineage: Eukaryota; Metazoa; Chordata; Mammalia; Afrosoricida; Chrysochloridae
Gene: PPP1R26
Product: protein phosphatase 1, regulatory subunit 26
Exons: 1
Coding region: 1-3597 (1198 amino acids)
Biological process (GO): negative regulation of phosphatase activity
Molecular function (GO): protein phosphatase inhibitor activity
Source: RefSeq, a predicted model, not a curated record